Molecule: messenger RNA, 1872 nt
Organism: Eremothecium sinecaudum
Lineage: Eukaryota; Fungi; Ascomycota; Saccharomycetes; Saccharomycetales; Saccharomycetaceae
Gene: CHA4
Product: Cha4p
Exons: 1
Coding region: 1-1872 (623 amino acids)
Biological process (GO): DNA-templated transcription; regulation of DNA-templated transcription
Molecular function (GO): zinc ion binding; DNA binding; DNA-binding transcription factor activity, RNA polymerase II-specific
Source: RefSeq, a predicted model, not a curated record
AUGUCUGUGAUGCAAUCAACUAGUAAUGGUAAGAAUCUGGAGUUAGCUUGUCAAAGCUGCAGGAAGAGGAGAAGGAAAUGCGAUCUGCAAAUGCCAUGUCAAAACUGUCAGAAAUUUGGGGUAGAGUGCGUUCCGGUGCGUCAGGACAUGCGUAAGAGGCGGUUUACAACUGAAUAUGUAACUUCACUGCAAGGAAAAGUGUCAUUAUUAGAGGGUUAUUUGGUUAGGUUGAAGGAGAUAAAGGACGAGAACGAACGCUCAAGGUUGCUGGCGUCAAUAAAUGUGGGUGAAAUUACAUCGGGCGAAUCUGCAACAGUGGACGCUAUGCUAUCGAGGCAGUCAAGCUAUAUGGGAGCUAGCAACAGUGAUGAAGCGGAAGAACUUGAAACUAAAGUAACAACUAUAUCUCCAUCGCCGAUUCAGGGUUUGUCUUCACAUAAGAAAGUGGUUACGUCGUCAAUAUAUUCAAGCGAUUCAUUGACAAUCCAAAAGAGACCGCCGAUCAUGCCUAUAGGGGAUAAUUUUGAUCCAGUAAAUAACCUAAAGAAUCUUUCAAGGAGUCCUCUUAUAUUACGUGCGUUGUCAUUAUUCUUCAAAUGGCUGUACCCCGGACAUUAUACUUUUAUUCAUAGAGAGACAUUUUUAAGUGCUUUCUUUGGUGAUAUUAAUACCAAGAGUUACUACUGCUCGGAGGAAUUAGUCUUUGCAAUAGCAGCAUUAGGAGCUGGCCUCUCGUCUAGGGAAGAUGACCUACAUGCGAAAUCAGCGGACUAUUACAACCUUGCAAAAACUAAAGUCCUGAAUAAAAUAUUCCAGCUAGAUACGCCAUCCUAUAUGACAACUUAUAGCUCUUCAUCAAAGUUGGCAGUUGUUCAGACACUACUUUGUUUGGCUUUCUAUGAUAUUGGAUGUGGAGAGAAUCCAUUAGCCUGGUAUGAAUCAGGGUUGGCUUUUAGGAUGGCCCAUGAAAUCGGUUUACACCUUAACCAUGAAGCAUGGGAUAGUGUGUAUGCGGACAAAUUAUCUAACAUGGACAUUGAGGUUAGAAGCAGGAUAUACUGGGGCUGCUAUAUUGCAGACCAUUUGAUUGCGGUUUUGUUUGGAAGAUCACAUUCGCUACGUUUAUCAAACUCUACAAUUCCCGAAACUGAUGAGCUGCCCAAUAUUGACACUGGAAUAGAAGAUUAUCAAUAUGAACCGGGAGUCUCUUUACACAUGGGUAGACCUUUAAAAAAGCUAAUAGUCUUGUCAAGAAUAACGGAAGUCUUUGCUUCCAAGAUCUUUAUAGAAUCAGGCUCCAUGGUUCAAAAGAACGAAUACCUAAGGAAGUUUAAUUCAGAGAUUCUUAACUGGAGGGGUUCAUUAAUGGAUGACUUUAAAUGGACUAAAGAGUCUAUUAAGGACUUUGAUUACGAUCCUACAAUUACCUAUCUAUGGUACCAUUACUAUAUCAUUCUACUUUCCUAUAACAAACCUUUCUUAGAGGAGGUAAAGAAAAGCAGAUUAAUAAUUGAGGAUGCCAUCGAAGAGAUAUAUUUACUUCUUGAGUCAUUCAAGAAAAAGUUCAACAAGUUUGAAACAUGUAGCAUUUAUAUGGUUUACUCUGCAAUUCUUUCAAUUCAAUGCUUAAAAAGUGAAACCAUAAAAAAGACUUACCUAAAUGAAUUUAUGGAAUUCUUGGGGUCUCCAACUUUGAAUUAUGACCUGGCAAAGAAGCUAUUAGAUAGCGAGAUCAGUCUAAAUGAUGGUGUUGAACUACUGGGUACACUGGCCAACGGGAACGAUUUUGCGUUUGAGUAUAAUUUUGACUUCACAUUACUAAACGAGAUUGAUACUUUGAUUGGUGGUAAUGUUGGCGCGAAGCGUUCUUAA